AGAGCGCACACGGAUCGCGCGCGCGCGAGCCCCAGACUCUUCGGAACUGAGCGAGCGUGCCUGCCCCUCCACAUCCCAUUCUCGCCAUGGCUCCUGGAGAGAAGAUCAAAGCCAAAAUCAAGAAGAAUCUGCCGGUGAGGGGGCCCCAGGCGCCUACGAUCAAAGAGCUGAUGCGGUGGUACUGUCUGAACACCAACACCCACGGCUGUCGCCGCAUCGUGGUGUCCCCCGGCCGCCUGCGGCGCCUGCUCUGGAUUCUGUUCACGCUCACCGCCGUGGCCCUUAUCUUCUGGCAGUGUGCUCUCCUCGUGGCCUCCUUCUACACCGUCUCUGUCUCCAUCAAAGUCCAUUUCCAGAAGCUGGAUUUUCCUGCUGUCACCAUCUGCAACAUCAACCCUUACAAGUACAGUGUGGUGCGGGACCUUCUAGCUGACCUGGAACAGGAGACCAGAGUGGCCUUGAAGACCCUGUAUGGCUUUCCGGAGAAUACGUCUCGAAGACGCCGAGAGGCAGAGUCCUGGAAUUCGGAUUGGGAGAGCACCCGGCCCAGAUUCCUCAGAGUGGUCCCACUGAUGGCUUUCCGUCAGGAUGAGACCGGCGAGGUCAGGGACUUCCUCACGGGGCGGAAGCGGAAGUUCAGCGGGCGCAUCAUUCACAAGGCGUCAGAUGCCAUGCACGUCCACAGGUCUAAGGAGGUGGUGGGAUUCCAACUGUGCUCAAAUGACACGUCCCACUGUGCCCUCUACACCUUCAGCUCAGGCGUCAAUGCCAUCCAGGAGUGGUACAAGCUCCACUACAUGAACAUCAUGGCGCAGGUCCCUCUGGAGAAGAAGAUCAACAUGAGCUACUCUGCCGAGGAGCUGCUGGUCACCUGCCUGUUUGACGGGGUGUCUUGCGAUGCCAGGAACUUCACGCUUUUCCACCAUCCAAUGUAUGGGAAUUGCUACACGUUCAACAACAGAGAGAACGAGACUAUCCUCAGCACGUCCAUGGGGGGCAGCGAAUAUGGGCUUCAGGUCAUCUUGUACAUAAACGAAGAGGAGUACAACCCCUUCCUGGUGUCCUCCAGUGGGGCUAAGGUGAUUGUCCACCGACAGGAUGAAUACCCCUUCGUCGAGGAUGUGGGGACAGAGAUCGAGCCUGCCAUGGCCACUUCCAUAGGGAUGCACCUGACGGAGUCCUUCAAGCUGAGCGAACCCUACAGCCAGUGCACGGAGGACGGGAGCGACGUGCCCAUCAGUAAUAUCUACAACGCGGCAUAUUCCCUCCAGAUCUGCCUUCACUCGUGCUUCCAGACGAAGAUGGUGGAGAAAUGCGGGUGCGCACAGUACAACCAGCCUCUGCCUCCAGCAGCCAACUACUGCAACUACCAGCAGCACCCCAACUGGAUGUACUGCUAUUACGAGCUGCACCAAGCCUUUGUCCGGGAGGAGCUGGGCUGCCAGGCCGUGUGCAGGGAAGCCUGCAGCUUUAAGGAGUGGACACUGACCACCAGUCUGGCACAGUGGCCAUCCGUGGUUUCCGAGAAAUGGUUGCUACCCGUUCUCACUUGGGACCAAGGCCAGCAAAUAAAGAAAAAACUCAACAAGACAGACUUGGCCAAACUCUUGAUAUUCUACAAAGACCUGAACCAGCGAUCCAUCAUGGAGAGUCCCGCCAACAGUAUCGAGAUGCUUCUGUCCAACUUCGGGGGCCAGCUGGGCCUGUGGAUGAGCUGCUCUGUCGUCUGUGUCAUUGAGAUCAUUGAGGUCUUCUUCAUCGACUCCUUCUCUAUCAUUGCCCGCCACCAGUGGCAGAAGGCCAAGGAUUGGUGGGCCAGGAGGCACACUCCCCCUCAGGGCCAGGACAACCCAGGCCUCGAUAUAGACGACGACCUGCCCACUUUCACCUCCGCGUUGCGCCUGCCUCCAGCCCCAGGGACCCAGGUGCCGGGCACACCGCCUCCCAGAUACAAUACCUUGCGUUUGGAGAGGGCCUUCUCCGACCAGCUCUCAGAUACCCAGAUACCAGCUGAGUCCUGA
Molecule: messenger RNA, 2021 nt
Organism: Enhydra lutris kenyoni (northern sea otter)
Lineage: Eukaryota; Metazoa; Chordata; Mammalia; Carnivora; Mustelidae
Gene: SCNN1G
Product: sodium channel epithelial 1 gamma subunit
Exons: 13
Coding region: 87-2021 (644 amino acids)
Biological process (GO): sodium ion transmembrane transport
Cellular component (GO): membrane
Molecular function (GO): ligand-gated sodium channel activity
Source: RefSeq, a predicted model, not a curated record